UGCGCGCGAGAAGUGAGUUUGUGCGCGCGGAGUCCAACUAAACAACAAUAUCAGAGCUGCGAGCGGUCUGUGUGUUAGUGCUGCUGCUUUCUGACCCAAAUAAUCUCCAACAAAUCUCACUUUCCCACAGAGUCCGAACAUGUGGAACCAAGGAUCAUAUGGAGAGGCCAGCAUGGGUGGUGGUUACACACAGUCGCCAGGGGGAUUUGGCUCACCUGCUGCCUCUCAAGGAGGAGACAAAAAAGGGAGGACACGCGCACAGCAGAUAGUUCCCUGCACAGUGGCACAGCUCAUGUCUGCAUCCCAGGCAGAGGAUGUAUUCAGAGUAGGCGAUGUUGAGGUUGCUCAGGUCACUAUUGUUGGAAUCAUCAGAAGCACAGAUAAAUCCAUGACUAACAUCCAGUACAAAGUGGAUGACAUGACAGGGGCCCCCAUGGAUGUGAAGCAGUGGGUUGACACAGAGGAUCCCAGUGUGGACAGUUCAGUCAUCCCUCCUAACACAUACGUCAAGGUCUCUGGCAACCUACGAUCUUUUCAGAAUAACAGGUCCUUGGUGGCAUUCAGUGUUCGGCCUUUAGAAGACAUGAAUGAGAUCACUUCGCAUAUGCUGGAGGUGGUGCAGGCUCAUAUGCUUCUCAGCAAACCACAGGCCAUGGCAGGGGGAGGAGGAAUGAACAGUAGCAUCAUGCCCAUGUCCCGCCCUGGCAUGGGUGGCAUGGGUAGUAUGGGCAUGACUGGUGGCUAUUCUGGUGCUAAUGCUAUGGCCAAUAACGGACUGAGCCCUAAUCAAAACCAGGUUUUAUCUCUGAUAAAGAGCUGCCCAGAGCCUCAGGGCAUCAGCAUACAGGAGCUGAAGCAGAGACUAAGUGGCAUGAGCGUGACUGUUAUCAGACAGGUUGUGGACUUUCUCAGCAACGAAGGACACAUUUUCUCAACUAUCGACGAGGACCACUUCAGAUCAACGGAUCAAGAGGCUUAAUGGCUAUCUAGCACCUUUUGUUGCGAAAGAAGUGUUAUGGCAUACCAUCUCUGUUGGCUCACUAGUUAUACAAACAGAUGUCCUUCACACGUUGUAUUUACUGCAAAUGCUCAUAAAAUGGUGAAGUCAGGAAGUGGUGAGUUCACUUUUAGCAGAACUACAUUUGGUGUGAAUGUAGGCAUGUUAACUGUUCAUAAAGUUUGUUUAAAAAGGAGUAAGCAUUUACAAAGUUGUUGAUAAACAAUUUUAAUAUAAAAGUACACAAUAUCUGUUCUUUAAACAUUUUCUGUUUAAAAUAAAUGGUUUUGUAAUAGUCUUUGUUUUCA
Molecule: messenger RNA, 1305 nt
Organism: Colossoma macropomum (tambaqui)
Lineage: Eukaryota; Metazoa; Chordata; Actinopteri; Characiformes; Serrasalmidae
Gene: rpa2
Product: replication protein A2
Exons: 9
Coding region: 140-979 (279 amino acids)
Biological process (GO): double-strand break repair via homologous recombination; nucleotide-excision repair; DNA replication
Cellular component (GO): DNA replication factor A complex; chromosome, telomeric region; nucleus
Molecular function (GO): DNA binding
Source: RefSeq, a predicted model, not a curated record